Messenger RNA from Pseudopipra pipra, 1565 nucleotides. Its product is annotated as C-type lectin domain family 7 member A-like. Lineage: Eukaryota; Metazoa; Chordata; Aves; Passeriformes; Pipridae. The transcript is spliced from 4 exons. The coding region runs from base 97 to 942 and encodes 281 amino acids. The record is from RefSeq and is a predicted model, not a curated record.
AGCAGUGACUCAUUCCUCAGCGCUCAGUGUCCCUGGGCUCCAAACUGCUGUGGGCAGGAGCCGCUGGGCACAAUCCCCCUCUCUGGACUGUUCUCUAUGUAUUCUCUACAGUCUGACACAGUGCUCCUGUUAAAUCUGCACUCAAAGAGGGUUUUUAUUUCACCCCUAGUGAUGCCUCAGGUUCAAGACGCGGCUUGUCCCCUUCAAGAAGGUGCCUCUUCUAACUUUGCAGUGAUUCAAGAUAUGGAGGGUGAACACAACUGGAAUGGUGAGAAUACAGAGGAGUCCCUGAGUCACCAGGAUGGAUCAGAAACAAGGAAGACCCUCAGAAAACAUCUGGGCAAUUGGUUCAGAUCCCGCCGAGGGCUGACUGUGCUCCUGGUGCUGUCUGUGCUCCUGAUUCUGGCUUUGGUGAUGGCUGUGGCUGUGCUGGCAGGUGAGGAAGGAGCAGCUGCCUCAGCACAGAGGCAGCUCUGGGCACAGGGCUGGGCUCCCUGCUCCCUGUGGAGGGGAAUCCUCAGACGUUCUCCCUUUCCUUCUUCAGAAAGACUUAGAGAGAUUCCAGUCACACCCGGGGCUCCAGAGUUUCUGGCUUGUCCCGAGGCCUGGGUCGGGUACAACAGGGUCUGUUACUACCUCUCGAGGGAUGAGGGGAACUGGGAGCAGGCUCGGGAUCGGUGCUCCAAGCUCGGGGCCUCCCUGGCCGUGCUCAGCGACAAGGAGAUGGGCUUCCUCUUCCGCCUCAAUGGCAACCUGGAUUACUGGCUCGGGCUCCAGAGACGGGGCGAGCGGCUGCAGUGGGUGGACGGCAGCAGCUACAACUCCUCGCUGGAGGUCCUUGGCAAUUCAGAGUGUGUGUACCUGGCAGACCAUAAACUCAGGAGUGAGAACUGUUCAAAGCAGCUGCCGUAUCUCUGCAGCAAACCCCAACCUCACCUGUAAUGGAAGUGAGGGAGAAAGGACCUUCUCCAUCCUGAAGACACAGCUUUCCUUCUUCCACUAGCCCAGGGAUGUCCUUCUGCGGGUGAAUGUUUACUUUCUGACACAUCUCAGCACAACCUCAGGAACCUCGGUGCCUUUUGUCAUCGUUACCUCAGUAGCUGAUCUCAAGGUGAACCUGCAGGGACAUGAUGUGGAAGUGGAUGUGUGCCUUCAUGGACUAGAGGCUUCUUUCUCCACAAGUUUUCCUAAUUUUCUACGACUGUUUAUAUUGGUGUAGGUGCAUAACACCACGGUGCUUUAAUGUGCGCAUGUGAAGUAUUUUUACCCUCUAAGGAGUCUUUCUGCUGUGCCUUUUGCAAUCGGUUAUGUCUAUCUCAUAUUGGCCUCAUUAGCCACCAGCGUGCCUGUAACAAAUGUGGAUAGAGCCUUCCUUAAUCUUCGUUCGUGAAGCCUAGCCAUGACAAAUGAAGUAUUUAGCCGCUGCUGAAAGCUAUAUGAACCUAUGAAUGUGAAUGUAGAAUGUCCUGAUUGUGGCCUCAGCAGAGUUACUGUAUCAGUGCUGCCGCUGUGCUUCUCUCUCCUUCUCCUUUUUUUACAUUUAUAUUAAAGUUUGUACGACCCCA